Vanessa atalanta (red admiral) is the source of this 2191-nucleotide messenger RNA. It is a transcript of the gene Gycalpha99B, whose product is annotated as head-specific guanylate cyclase. Gene Ontology annotation, molecular function: guanylate cyclase activity; heme binding. Lineage: Eukaryota; Metazoa; Arthropoda; Insecta; Lepidoptera; Nymphalidae. Gene Ontology annotation, cellular component: guanylate cyclase complex, soluble. The coding region runs from base 56 to 2149 and encodes 697 amino acids. The transcript has 14 exons. Gene Ontology annotation, biological process: response to oxygen levels; cGMP biosynthetic process. The record is from RefSeq and is a predicted model, not a curated record.
UCUACAGUGAUACUAUAAACAGAUACUAUGACUUGAUCACAAAAUAAAGUUGAUCAUGUCGUGUCCAUUCCGCCGAGCGUCCUCACAACACCAAUUUGCAAAUGGCGGCGGUUCCGGUAAAAAGGAGUUUCGGUCUCGGCAGUCGUCAGUUCACCUUCCUGGUCCGGAAGAGGAGGUGGGGGACAGUAAUACCCUCACACUGAAACAUCUGAGCGAGGCGUUGAAACUCUUGACAGCACCGUCGAAUGAUUGCCUCCACGCCGCAGUGACGUCAUUAACGAAGAACCAGGCAGAGCAUUACGACAAAUACGAUUGCCUUCGGCGAUUACCAGAUGACGUCAAAUCCUGUAGAAAUUACGCAUAUUUACAAGAAAUAUAUGACGCGGUCCGAGCUACUGAUAGUGUAAGCACUAAAGACUUUAUGGCAAAAUUAGGAGAAUAUUUAAUUUUAACAGCAUUUUCACACAACUGUCGAUUGGAGCGAGCGUUUAAAUGUCUAGGAACAGAUUUGACUGAAUUUCUAACAACCCUCGACAGUGUACACGAUGUUUUACAUGAUCAGGACGAUAUUCUCAAAGAUGAAUCAACAGAAAACGAAGCGGCUUUCGUUUGUACAACUUCGCACGCUGGCAGAAUACAAUUACACCUAACAACGGAGAGCGAACCCGUCGCAUACUUGCUUGUUGGUUGUUUGAAAGCGAUAGCAAUGCGACUAUACGAUACCCAGACUGACAUAAGACUGAUCAGCUAUUCCAACGAUCCUAGAAGAUUUAGAUAUGAUAUAAGUGCACUACCAUUACAUCAGAAAUUAAAAGAAGACAACUGCGAAGCUGCCAGCGACGCAGUGAGCCUGGCGACAUCAAACAAAGUAAAUGAUUUAAGGAUCGGAGUUGCUAGUUUCUGCAAAGCAUUUCCUUGGCACUUCAUCACUGACAAGCGAUUGGAGCUCGUUCAACUUGGCGGCGGAUUUAUGCGACUUUUCGGAACGUAUCUCUCCUUACAUGGUUCGUCUCUUGGCACUUACUUCAGACUUCUAAGGCCGAGGGGUGUACCGCUGGAUUUCCGUGAGGUCCUUCAAAGAUUGAAUACCCCGUUCACAUUCAGCUUGAAGAUACCUGGGUCAACUUCUCUCGCAGAGGGUCUCGAGAUAAAAGGGCAGAUGGUUUUCUGUUCGGAGUCUGACUCGCUACUUUUUGUUGGUUCGCCUUUCCUUGAUGGGCUCGAAGGGCUGACAGGACGAGGGCUAUUUAUAUCCGACAUCCCAUUACACGACGCUACCAGGGACGUCAUCUUAGUCAGUGAACAGACGAGAGCUCAGGAUGGACUGAGGAAGAGAAUGGACAAAUUGAAAAAUUCAAUAAUGGAAACCAGUAAAUCUGUUGACAAAGAACGGGAGAAAAAUGUCAGCUUACUGCAUUUAAUAUUUCCACCGCACAUCGCGAAACGUCUGUGGCUCGGUGAGAACAUUGAAGCCAAGAGCCACGACGACGUCACGAUGCUGUUCAGUGAUAUCGUGGGGUUCACCUCUAUUUGUGCCACAGCCACGCCUAUGAUGGUGAUAGCCAUGCUUGAAGACUUAUACAGCGUAUUUGACGUGUUUUGCGGGGAACUCGAUGUUUAUAAGGUAGAAACAAUUGGCGACGCGUAUUGUGUUGCCAGUGGACUGCACAGAAAAAUAGAAACUCACGCACCACAAAUCGCUUGGAUGGCAUUACGCAUGGUCGAGACAUGCGCUCAACACCUUACACACGAAGGAAAUCCUAUAAAGAUGCGUAUCGGAUUACACACUGGAACAGUUUUGGCUGGUGUGGUCGGUAAAACGAUGUUGAAGUACUGCCUCUUCGGUCACAACGUCACACUGGCUAAUAAGUUCGAAUCGGGAUCGGAGCCUUUGAAAAUCAACGUCAGUCCAACCACCUACAAGUGGCUAAUAAAGUUUCCGGGAUUCGAAAUGGAGCCGCGUGAUCGAUCCUGUCUGCCGAAUUCGUUUCCCAAGGACAUACCUGGAACAUGUUACUUCCUACACAAGUACACGCACCCCGGGACAGACCCUGAAGCGACACAGGUCAAACACAUAGAAGACGCUUUAAAAGAUUUUAGCAUUGGAAAAGGGAAAUCUACUGAAGUGGAACGUGAAGAAUCAACAUAGUCAUAUAAAUUGUAUGAUAAAGACACAUUCCAGUAUAAAUAU